AUGACCUCUAAAGCCUUCAAACUGAAGAGCCUCUCUGAGCAAUUCAGAAACGACUUCAUCAGAGAUGCUGAAGCAAGACUACAUGAGAGCUUAGCCAGAGAAGCUGAGGAGCAAGCCAGAAAGGAAGCAGAAGAAAAAUCUAGGGAAGAGGAAAUUCAAAGACUUAAGGAAGCUGAAGCCAAAGCUCUAGCUGACGCUGCUACUGCUGAGGCUGAAGCAAAAGAUGCUGCUGAAGCUGAAGCUAAAGCCGCUGCUGAAGCUGAAGCUCGUCGUGUUGAAGAAUCUGCAAGCAGGCUUAUGCCAACACUUGAAGAAUACUCUCAUUUGAUUGGUGUUCCUAUUUCUAGUCAAGAUCCAUUUUUUGGUUUGGAGGAAGAUCCCAAAGAUCAAGACAUUCCAAAGGCUACUCACUUGAAAAUGUCAGAGAUCAGGGAUCACAUAACCACAAAAGGAAAAAUGCUUGGUUUGACAGCUAAGUUUAUAAUGAACAAAGCUCAGUAUUUUGCUAGAAUGAGGAGUGUGGAUGCGUUUGAGGCUAGAUUUGCUCUACUUAUCUAUGGAUUGUUCCUCUUUCAUAAUUUUGAUGACUUUGUUGCCAUGGAUGUCAUCAAGGUCUUCUUAAUAGGAAAUCCAGUUCCUACCUUGCUUGCCGAUGCCUAUCAUUUUGUUCAUAUGAGGAAUUCUUAUAGCGGAGGAAUGAUUACGUGUUGCGUGCCUAUGUUGUACAAGUGUUUUAUUUCUCACUUGCCUAGGUCUCAUGCUUUUUGGGAUAUUAAGGAUGGUCUUUUGUGGUCAUAG
Messenger RNA from Lathyrus oleraceus (garden pea), 798 nucleotides. RefSeq lists its product as uncharacterized. The coding region runs from base 1 to 798 and encodes 265 amino acids. The record is from RefSeq and is a predicted model, not a curated record. The transcript has 2 exons. NCBI's taxonomy places the organism in Eukaryota, Viridiplantae, Streptophyta, Magnoliopsida, Fabales, Fabaceae.